Molecule: messenger RNA, 4946 nt
Organism: Pogona vitticeps (central bearded dragon)
Lineage: Eukaryota; Metazoa; Chordata; Lepidosauria; Squamata; Agamidae
Source: RefSeq, a predicted model, not a curated record
GCGCCAUGAGAAGCAGCGAGUUAAAGGCCUCCUGAGCGACGCCCUCGUCCCUCCCUUCCCCACCGGCUGGACCGGGCUCCCCACCAGUGCCGCCGCCGCCGCCACCAUGUCGGACACCCGGCGGCGGGUGAAGGUCUACACGCUCAACGAAGAGCGGCAAUGGGACGACCGGGGCACCGGGCACGUUUCGUCCACCUACGUGGAGCGGCACAAAGGGAUGUCGCUGCUCGUCCGGGCCGAGUCGGAUGGCUCGUUGUUGUUGGAAUCGAAGAUAAAUCCAAACACUGCAUAUCAAAAACAGCAGGAUACUUUGAUUGUUUGGUCUGAAGCAGAGAAUUAUGAUCUAGCCCUGAGUUUUCAAGAAAAAGCUGGCUGUGAUGAGAUCUGGGAAAAAAUUUGCCAGGUACAAGGUAAAGACCCUUCAGUGGAAGUCACACAGGACCUCAUUGAUGAAUCUGAAGAAGAACGAUUUGAGGAAAUGCCUGAAACAAGUCACUUAAUUGAUCUCCCUACUUGUGAACUCAACAAACUUGAAGAGAUUGCAGACCUUGUUACCUCAGUUCUUUCAUCACCCAUUCGUAGAGAAAAAUUAGCCUUGGCUUUGGAAAACGAAGGCUACAUUAAAAAAUUGCUGCAGCUGUUCCAGCUUUGUGAGAACCUAGAAAAUACUGAAGGCUUACAUCAUUUGUAUGAAAUUAUUCGAGGAAUUUUAUUCCUCAAUAAAGCAACUCUUUUUGAGGUUAUGUUUUCAGAUGAGUGCAUUAUGGAUGUUGUGGGAUGCCUCGAGUAUGACCCUGCAUUAGCUCAGCCGAAAAGGCAUAGGGAAUUCUUGACCAAAACAGCAAAGUUUAAAGAGGUCAUACCUAUAACAGACUCUGAACUUAGGCAAAAGAUUCAUCAGACUUACAGGGUACAGUAUAUUCAGGACAUCAUCUUGCCAACCCCAUCUGUUUUUGAAGAGAAUUUUCUUUCUACGCUCACUUCUUUCAUUUUCUUUAACAAAGUCGAGAUUGUCAGUAUGCUGCAGGAAGAUGAAAAGUUUUUGUCUGAAGUUUUUGCACAACUAACAGAUGAAGCUACUGAUGAUGACAAAAGGCGUGAACUGGUUAACUUCUUCAAGGAGUUCUGUGCAUUUUCUCAGACAUUGCAGCCUCAGAACAGAGAUACUUUUUUCAAAACUUUGGCAAAAUUAGGAAUUCUUCCUGCUCUUGAAAUAGUAAUGGGUAUGGAUGAUUUGCAAGUUAGAUCAGCUGCUACAGAUAUAUUUUCUUAUCUGGUAGAAUUCAGUCCAUCCAUGGUCCGGGAAUUUGUUAUGCAAGAAGCCCAGCAGAGUGAUGAUGAUAUCCUCCUCAUAAACGUAGUUAUUGAGCAAAUGAUAUGCGACACUGACCCCGAGCUUGGGGGUGCUGUUCAGUUAAUGGGACUCUUGCGUACUCUAAUUGAUCCUGAGAACAUGUUGGCCACAGCUAAUGUAAGAAAAUGGAAAGGGAAAACUGAGAAAAGUGAAUUUCUCAAUUUUUUCUACAACCAUUGUAUGCAUGUCCUUACUGCUCCGCUUCUGGCAAAUACAUCAGAGGACAAAAAUGACAAAGAUGCGGUAAUUGGAAGCAACAAAACUAAUACGAUUUGCCCAGAUAACUAUCAAACAGCACAGCUGCUUGCCUUAAUUUUGGAGCUGCUCACUUUUUGUGUGGAACACCACACAUACCACAUCAAGAAUUAUAUUAUGAACAAGGAUUUGCUGAGAAGGGUUCUGGUCUUGAUGAAUUCCAAGCACACCUUUUUGGCCCUAUGUGCUCUUCGUUUCAUGAGGAGGAUAAUUGGCCUGAAAGAUGAAUUUUAUAACCGUUACAUCACCAAAGGAAACCUCUUUGAGCCAGUCAUAAAUGCUCUUCUGGAUAAUGGAACUAGGUACAAUCUCCUGAAUUCAGCAGUGAUUGAACUUUUUGAAUUCAUUCGAGUGGAAGAUAUCAAAUCUCUUACUGCACAUAUAGUUGAAAAUUUUUAUAAGGCGCUUGAAUCCAUUGAGUAUGUUCAGACAUUCAAAGGAUUGAAGACGAAAUAUGAACAGGAGAAAGACAGACAAAGCCAGAAGCUGAACAGUGUCCCAUCUAUACUGCGUAGCAACAGGUUUCGCAGAGAUGCCAAAACCUUGGAGGAUGAUGAGGAAAUGUGGUUCAAUGAAGAUGAGGAAGAGGAGGGGCAAGCCAUAGAGAAAUCCAAAUCAGAGGAUGAUUUUCCAGAAAGUUACGAGAAAUUCAUGGAAACAAAAAAAGCAAAAGAGAGUGAAGACAAAGAAAACCUCCCCAAAAGGACUUCAGCAGGUGGCUUCAAAUUCACUUUUUCCCAUUCUGCCAGUGCAACUAAUGGCGCCAAUAGCACCAACAGUAAAUCGGUGGCAGCUCAGACUUCACCAGCAACUUCAAAUGGUUCCUCUUCCAAGAAUGCCAAUUUGACUGCCGCAGUCACAGCCGCAAAGGGAAGUUUAGUUGGCCUUGUGGAUUAUCCAGAUGAUGAGGAAGAAGAUGAAGAAGAGGAAACCUCUCCAAGAAAAAGACCUCGUCUUGGCUCUUAAAAUUUUGAAACAAACUCCAAUUGAGGGUGCUUAAAUGCUGGGACUGAACUAGUCUGACUCGGAAAGCUUUCUUCCUGGAAAAUACAUGAGAAUACAAGGAGUAGCAAAAGAAACUCAGCUAGAAGGAUUUAGUUCUGCGAACACCCACUUCCAAAGAACGUCAUUUCUUUCUAGUCAAAGAGUCUGCCGUUGAGGCUGUUAAAUAUUCAACGGGAAUGGUGGGUUAGCGAUCAGCACCCGGACGACAGCUUGCUGGCAGAUGGAUCAUUUCCGGUUCUGUGAGGGGAUGGGACGGGACAGGUGACAAGUUGUGUUAUUGCAGAGUUCCCCCCAGUCUGUAUCCAAGCUAGAAGGAAAUUGUAAGGCUUCAUUUGCAAAUUUAGUCACAUAACUUUGUAAUGGUGCUGUCCAUUGUGAGGUUUUUUUAGCAAUUGCCUCUUUUAAAUGAUUAUUUCUAGUUUCAUUUUUUUUUAAAAAAAUCUGACUUUGGGGGACCAUUAUUUGCACAAUGAGCCAACUUAUAGAGGGUAGCACCUUGAUAUAUAGUGCAUGUUCAGUGGUAAAUUGGUUCCCCCCCCCAAAAAAAAUCCAUAGUUUGGAAGGAAAAGAGAAGCCGGGUUUAAAAUGUAAGAUGACUUGAAACAGCUGUUUAAGGAAACUGGUAUCAUAUCAAGGGUCAUAAGUUUUGAGUGGAUGGAGAAAUCAGGAAACCCUAGUACUCGAAAUGUCAUUUGAGUUGGAACUGCUAAUGGCAUUUUAAGGAAGCCAACCUGGAGUUGCUCCUGCUAGCUUCAAAAAGUACUCUCAAGCCAUCUGCAUUUCACAUUUGCAGGAGUAAGAGCUAUAGUAGAGUGAAAUGAUGUGUGAAGGUUUUGAACCCUACUAUAAAUUGAGGAGUAUAAUCAUUUUCUUUCUUUUUAUCUGUAGUAAUUUGGAGUCAGAUCAGCAUGCAGCACAUUGAACCUAGAGGGUUUAAUGCUAAGGCUGCUUCUUAACACAUUCCAUGUAUUUAAGCAAAUUUCAAAAAAAAAUACCUUGGAUAAAUUGAUGGAGGCAACCAUUUCAAGACCUUUUUUAUUUUCAGAGCAAGUGAACUGUAAAUAUUUUAAUGUUAGUUUGGCCAUAUAUGAUCUGAGAUCAUGUAGAAGAAAGAGUUCCCCAAACUACAAAUUGUGUUAAGAGUGAUAUGAACAAUGAAACCAGCAGCAAUCCAUUAUGAUAGAUCACUCUUGCAAUGUGUUAUGGGUCCAUUUCUCCUGACAGUUACUGACAGUUUUUCCCUGUUUUGGAGAUUUUGUAGUUACUUUUGAUUUUAGCUAUUGUUUGCAAAAGAUGGGCUGUCUGUGUAGAUAUAUGAAGUAUAGUUUUUCCAUGAAACAGAAGUUUAUUUUGUACUGAGAAGAAAAAAAACCACUGUACUUGUUUUACACCAUUUGUAUACAUGUGGUAAUAUUAAUGCUGAACUGUAAAAUUCAGGAAUUAAAAUGUGACCCUGUAAUUCCAUAAUUAUUGGUUUUGUUUGGUUUGUUGUAAAUGGUAAGUUAAUUCUGAUUUUGAAAUGUGGCCAUUUUAGAGGAUUUUAAUGAGAUAGUUAUUUGUACAAUUUAAUCAUUAUGUGCAACUGAAUCAGAUCUUGCAGACAAAGCAAAGGAGGUCCUGGGUUUGAUUCAGUAUGCUGUGAUGACUGACAGUUUGUGGCCCGAAGAACAUCUCUCUGCCUAGUGAGGGCUCCAGGCAACCAAAAAUGGGGUUUGCUUCUCAUUUCAACUAACCUUCUUGGUGAAAAAGUACAUGGAGGAGCAAUUUGGCAGGUUCAGCUGACUUGCUGGUGUAGGCUGACCCUCUUAUGUUCGGUUUGUAGACUCCUGGCAAGUGUUCUCUCCAGUCACACACAGGUAACAAUUUCCCCUAAAGCGCUACUAUUUCCCCAAGGAAACAGAGUAGUUUCCAACUUAUCUGGCCCAUUCCCAAGCUUUUCAAGAAUUCGCUGAAUUCCUUUUUCACAGGAUGUUAUAGGAGCUAUAAAAUACCUGCCAAUCCUCUCACUAAUCACUUCUGUCACACAUAUAAACAAGUUUUAUUUUAACAAUCCAAAGCAGAUAAGAGGUGACGUGUCAGCCAGUAUCUGAACACUUAACAAAGCUGUGAAAGAUGUAUUUGAGCAAUUCCCUUUCAAGUUACAUACACUGUCUCAGGUGUAUUGGUCCUCACUUCUGCCAAUGUCAUUUCCAUUUGUAUGAGGGUUGCUUUUACCACAGGACAGCCCCCAUUGUGAAUGCCUGGAGCCCUUCACUUUUUUUAAAGAAAAUUAUUACAUCUGCCAACAUGUCUCAGUUAAAUACUAUUUUAAUAAAAAGUUACAUUAAAUCUG